Molecule: messenger RNA, 5155 nt
Organism: Stomoxys calcitrans (stable fly)
Lineage: Eukaryota; Metazoa; Arthropoda; Insecta; Diptera; Muscidae
Gene: rdog
Product: probable multidrug resistance-associated protein lethal(2)03659
Exons: 7
Coding region: 390-4457 (1355 amino acids)
Biological process (GO): transmembrane transport
Cellular component (GO): membrane
Molecular function (GO): ABC-type transporter activity; ATP binding; ATP hydrolysis activity
Source: RefSeq, a predicted model, not a curated record
UUGUGUAGCUAUUUGAAUAAGUUGGUAGAAAAAACGCCAUUAUUACUAAAAUAACAACAUAGAUGUCUAACACAUGUAAAUAACUACAUAUGUAUACAGUUGUAAAGUUAGUACAAACUGAAUAGAACAAAGUGUCGGAGUAAUCAGUCGGAUGUUUCGUGCACAUUACAUCAAAUGUGAGGGGAAGAAACAAAUCGGGAGUCGAUUUUACGCUUAAAUUGCUUUAAGGCGGCAUAAAGAUAUUCUUCAUUUGCUUUAAAUAAAAACAAUAGUACAUGUACAUCGGUAAAAAUAUUAGCCAGCUUAUAAAAUAUUGCAGUAUUCGUGAGUGAUCUACAAACGGUUGUGUCCUUAAAGAUUAACUGUAAAUAUAGUUAAUAAAGAAAAAUAUGAAUCGGACUCGCAAAAAAAUUAUUCGACCAAAGAACCCAUAUUCUAGCGCAAAUUUCUUCUCCCGUUGGAGUUUUUGGUGGAUGAAAGAUCUCUUUCGUCGUGGCUUCCAAGGACCAUUGGAGGAUGAGGAACUAUAUCAACAUCACAAAGAGUUUGACAGCGCUCGUUUGACCGAAAAGUUUAGUCAUUUGUGGGAUAAGGAAUGUACGAGGAAGGAUCCCAGUGUUGUGCGCUUGAUUGUUAAGGCAUAUGGGGCUGUGUUUCUACCAUUAGGUUUAUUAUAUUCAAUAUGUGAAUCUACAACCAAAGCUUUGCAACCACUCUUUUUGGGCGGUCUUGUGGCGUACUUUGCCAGUGGUCAAACUUCUAUAACUAAGGAUAACGCCUACCUUUUUGCAGGAGGCAUUGUUCUGUGCUCCAUCAUUCCAGUGCUAACAUUCCAUCCUUUUAUUUUCUACAUUUUUCAAGUUGGCACAAAAAUUCGUUUGGCCUUAUCCGGUCUUGUGUAUCGUAAAUGCCAACAAAUCUCAAAAAGUGCAUCCAAUGACGGACUACGUGCGCGUGCCAUAAAUAUACUUUCCAACGAUUUGGGAAGAUUUGAUGUGGCUUUGUGCUUCUUGCAUGACCUUUGGAAGGGCCCUACUGAAUCUCUGCUAAUAGGAUAUUUGAUGUAUCGAGAAAUUGGAAUAUCGGCUGUAAUUGGUGUCGCGUUUAUGUUAAGCUUUAUACCACUUCAGGCGUGGGCCGGAAAGAAGGCCGCUUACUAUAGACAAAAGACAGCGGAGCGAACUGAUUUGAGAGUGAAAUUGAUGAACGAAAUAAUCCAAGGAAUACAAGUUAUAAAAAUGUACGCCUGGGAGAGAUCUUUUGCCAAAGUUAUUGCUGAUGUUCGAUUAAAAGAGGUGAAAGCAAUUCGUGGAACUUCCUACAUCCAUGCCGCUCUCAGCUGCACAUCAAUGAUUUCGCCAUUAUCCGUCUUUCUGGCAUUAGUCUCAUACGUUUACCUUGGAGACGCGCUAACGGCCAAACGUGUUUAUACAGUGUCAUCGUAUUUCAAUAUGUUAAAUGACUCCAUGGUUCACUUUUGGCCUUUAGCCAUAACAUUCAUUGCUGAGGCGUACGUGUCGGCUCGAAGAUGUAAGGAAUUUUUAUUGGAUGGCGAUCAAGCUGAAGCUCCACUAAAGCUGGAAAAAAAAUCGAAAAAAAAAUAUGAAAACGACGACCUGAACAAAAACAAACUGGAUAAAAACGAGUCAAUUGGCAAAUAUGAUAGCAAUCCUUUGCCAGAAUCGAGCCCUAUUAAAAAAGUAAGAACACUUAAUGUCGGCGCCCCAAGUAAAUGUAUCAUUCUUCGCGACACCUGUGCAACGUGGGAGACAAAUGCACUGCCCGGCUUUCGGAAUAGUGCGGUUGAAAAACUUAAUGCGCAAAUAAUGAAUAAAACACUAGCAGCUAUUGUGGGGCCAGUGGGUUCCGGGAAGACGACAUUUUUAAAUGUUCUCUUGGGAGAGGUUGAAAUAGAUUCGGGAGAAGUUCUGGUAAAUGGCAAGGUUUCAUAUUGCUCGCAAGAGCCAUGGAUAUUCGAGGGUACUGUUCGUGAUAAUGUAGUGUUUGUGGAAGAUUUUAAUGAGCGUCGCUACAAACGAGUUCUGAAAGUAUGUGCGCUAGAACGGGAUCUCGAAUUGCUACCCCGGGGUGAUCUCACAAUAGUCGGGGAACGUGGCGUCAGUUUAAGUGGAGGACAAAAAGCGCGUAUAAAUCUUGCCAGAGCUGUAUAUCGCAAAGCUGACAUUUACUUAUUAGAUGAUCCCCUUUCCGCCGUCGACACACACGUUGGAAAACAUAUAUUUGAAAGAUGCAUCAAUGAUUUCCUAUCAAAUAAAAUACGAGUUUUAGUUACACAUCAACUCCAGUACCUCUUUGACGUGGAACAUCUUAUUCUAAUGGGAUCCGGUUGUAUUGUUGCUCAGGGCAGUUAUCAGGAAUUGCAGAAGUCAAAACAAUUUCAGUUCUUGGCAAGUUCUUCUAGUGUUACACCGAACGGAGAAACACUAGACGAGAUAAGUGUUAGUAGUCACGUUUCCCGAAGCGAUUCCGAUAAGAGCGGCGAAAAUUACCACCCAGUCCUGCGACCUGGUGAAAAGCCGGUAGAGGAUGUAAAUCGGGAAGCCCAAGCAGUAGGUUCUGUAAAGCUUGACGUCUAUUUGUCGUACUUCAAAGCUUUAGAAAGUACAUUCAUUUUGAUCCUGAUAGUUGGUCUUUUUAUAUGUACACGAGUUAUGUUAAAUGGUGUGGACUAUUUCCUUUCGAGAUGGGUUAUUUGGGAAGAAAACAUCGGCCAGUCUAUCGAAGAGUCUCCUGCAAAUGCUCUUAAUUCUACAGCUAUUGCCGAUAACAAUUGGGAGGAGCAGGAACGUCAGAAACGUGUGAUAAUUUAUUCUAUCAUGUUGGGUUCAACUUUAAUUGUCUACUUAUUUAGAACUUUUGGAUUUUAUAGCAUGUGCUUGCGCAUCUCUUUGAAAUUACAUGAUCGUUUAUUCCGUGGAAUAACUCGAACAAGCAUGUACUUCUUCAAUACCAACUCUUCAGGACGCAUCUUAAACCGUUUUUCAAAAGAUAUCCGAACUGUCGAUGCCGAUCUACCGCAAACCUUAAUGGAUUGUCUAUCAUUCGCUAUUGAUAUCUCUGGAGUAAUGAUUAUAGUCGCCGUUGCAAACUACUGGUUAUUAGUACCUGCUGUUGUGAUUAUUAUUUGUCUAGUGCUCAUACGUUUUGUUUACAUCAAGACAAGUCGCAGUGUGAAACGUUUGGAGUCAAUCUCUCGCAGUCCGGUUUAUUCAUUAACAAACCAAACGUUUCAAGGACUUACAACGAUACGCGCUCUAGAAGGGGAAGCAGCCUUGGAAGUAGAAUUCCAUGACUACCAAAACGCCAACACCUCUGCGUGGUUCCUUUUUCUUUCGUGUACUCGAGCUUUUGCCAUGUGGACAGAUAUAAUUUGUGUUAUUUACAUAACGAUGGUCACAUUCAGUUUCCUUGUGUUGGGUUCUGAGUUUAAUAGUGGUGAUGUUGGUUUAGCUAUUCUGCAUUCUAUUACAAUGAUUGGUAUGUGCCAAUGGGGCAUGCGACAAACCGCAGAACUAGAAAACCAAAUGACGAGCGUAGAGCGCAUUUUGGAAUAUACUGAGCAACCCCCCGAGGCAGCAAUGGAAACAGAGCCAAAAUACAAACCCAAAUGUGAAUGGCCCAAUGAAGGACGCAUAGAGUUUAUUAACUUCAAGUUCAAAUACAGUCCCAAGGAUGCAUAUGUUUUAAAAGAUAUAAAUUUUGUCACACGACCAAAUGAAAAACUUGGUAUUGUUGGAAGGACUGGCGCAGGAAAGUCAUCAAUCAUUCAAUCACUCUUUCGCCUGGCAUAUAAUGAGGGCAUUAUAUAUAUCGAUGGCAUCGAUAUAGAAAACUUAGGCUUGUAUGACUUGAGGAGUAACAUCUCAAUAAUACCCCAAGAUCCUGUCUUAUUUUCGGGAACAUUGCGUUAUAAUUUGGAUCCAUUAGAGGAAUGCCGAGACGAUGAUAUGUGGAAGGCUCUGCAGGAUGUUGAGCUAAAAAGUCACGUGUCUACAUUAAUUGGUGGUCUUAAUUGCCGUAUGUACGACGGCGGAUCUAACUUUAGCGUUGGCCAGAGACAACUGGUUUGUUUGGCAAGAGCAAUUUUGAGAAAAAACAAAAUAUUAAUUUUGGAUGAAGCAACCGCUAAUGUUGACCCCGAGACCGAUAAACUCAUCCAAAAGACCAUACGAUCAAAAUUCUCAGCAUGCACUGUGCUAACCAUAGCCCAUCGUCUGCACACUGUUAUGGAUUGUGAUCGAAUCUUAGUAAUGGAUGCUGGACAACUCGUUGAGUUGGGUCAUCCAUUUGAACUACUCCAAAAACCCGGCGGCUUCUUGCGCACUUUGGUCGACCACACUGGCCUCGCGACGGCAUCUGCUUUGUUUCUGGCAGCAGAAGAGAAUUACAAACGUCGAAAUCACGACUCUCAAGGGGAACACAAGAAGUUAACAUGAAAUGUGAUUACAAGUAUUAUAAUCAAAAUUAAACUAAAGAAUUUAUGAAAGUAUACCUACUUAAUUUUACAAGUAGAAAAUUUUUAAUAAUUUUGUACUGCCACUUAAUGUAUGUAUAUCUGUGUACUUAAUUGGUAAGUUUUCACAAUAGAUAAUUGUGUUUGUGUUAAUAACUACGGUGCUUAUUAGUCAAUUGAUUGUAACAAACUUUUAUACUAUUGUAUACAUUAUUAGAAGAAAUUGCAGCCGUAUAUAGUAAAAUUUCUUACAAAUUGUUUUGUGUUCAUUGUACUUUAAGAUUAGUACUUAAGAUAUACCUUUAAAACUGAAUAUGUACUUGUAUUAUAGCACAAUGGGUGAUUAAAAUCAACAUUUACCAUGCCACAACGUCUAAGUUUUCUGGUUUUCACGAAUAUCGUUGUUGUUGUUGCAGUGCGUUGUGUUCUAUCUUUCGUCUGCUUGAACUGGGGAGACAGUCCGUCGCAGUUCGAAGAGUGGCAUUCUGACAGAUCUGAAUAUUAUUCCACUGCGUGUUACAGAGCUGACGAGAUCACACUAGCGCUGCAUAACUUGCCACAGGCUGGCCUAUUGCCAUGGACGUGGUCAACAAGGUAUUUUUGCCACCACCGCAAUGCUCCCGGAAAGUGAUAAAUAAUAAUAGUAGUAAUAAUAAUAAAGUUUAAAAAGUUUAAAAAUUA